AUGCGCAGGCACAAUUUACUUGGCCCGUCGUCCUCCGUUGUCACGGGUUCCACUCCUCCGCCAGCCCACCAUAUUCCUCGUCGUCCCCGUCGUCGUCGUUCGCCAGGCCCUUCAUCUUCAUGGUCGGCAUUUUUCGUGACCGUCGUAGCAUCAGCCUCACCCGCGGAGAGUCGCCCCUUUACCGCUCAAGCCACUCCACCGCCAGAUUUCCUCUGCCCACACUUCGGGAACAUUCCAUGUCGGAACUCCUUCUCCGCUCCCACAAGUUCUCUUCCCCCACAGAGCAGCGUUACUCCAGUCUCGGUCGCAUUCACACAACAAGUGCCGAGAAGUGCAAGCGUCGCAGACAAGUUUGUCCAGGGUGAUGAUAAGCGUUGGCGUAAAACCGAUAUGUGGUCUCUGUACGGCUCCACUAUAUGCAUGGCGUCCGAAUGCUCGGCAGUCCCAAUUUCGACCGUCCAAAUUGCCGAAUCUGCUUCCUCCAGCUAUACGUCUUCGACCUUUGUACAUUCUUCCAGUACUCCAUCUCUCCCUUCAGGGUGGCCGACGAAACCCAAGGAUGACAAUGUAACAACCCCAGUCAUUGUCACGCUGUCUCUUGUCCUCGCCCUCUGCAUCUGCUCUAUCAUCACACUAUGUGUGAUGUGGCGAAAGAAGCGGCGUCUCAAGGCUCGGAGCGAUUUGGAGAAGAGAGCGCGGAAGGAUAGUCUAGGUGACGACUCUGAUAAUGAGUCGGAGGAGCUCAAGCACUUCCGCUCUAAACAGAGGAUAUGGGCCAAAGCCACGGCGCGGUGGAAGGCCAAUAUCCGACACUCCGUGCGGAGGAGGAGGAAGCACGCGGCGUCAGGACCCAAAGACACUGGUUUCCGGACGUUGGUCGAGACAUGCCAAAAUUCGCAGUCUUCCGCGUCUCUACCGCGCACUGCAGACAGUCAUGAUUCUGCGGGCUAUGAAGCUGUCAACGACAUCUCGUCUUCACUGCAGUCUCAUGACCCAGUAAAUGCUCAUGUGAUCCAUCCUCCGAGCCCUACCUCUUCCCCUACUCAACCUCCAGCAUAUUUAUCAAAUUCUCCAGCAGUGUGCGAUGACUUGGCUUAUGCGCAUUGCUCGCAGAAUCUCUCCCCAUACCCCAACCUUAAUGAUACCACACCAUCUAGCUCGGUUUCAGGGGGCGCGAAUCCGGACAUCGAAUACCAGGAGUCUUUUAGGGCAGCACACGUCGCCACAGACGACAAAGCAGUACUGGCACGUAUCGCAUCCAUGGCUAGCGCGCCGCCUUUCACCGACCUUUCCUCAUCUGAGGAAUUGACCGUCUCCUACGCCUCGGUACCUGCUCUUGACGACGAAUUCGAGGACUUGCCAUUCGGCAUGCAGGUCUCUGACACGGAGCCAGGUGCAUCACGGAGCUUAGGAACACUUCCGCCGGCGAUGUCGCAUGAACAUGUCGAUGUGCCCUCUUAUUCGUGCGAUGUCUUCCCGCAGCCGUCUCUUCUUCCCCCGCCGCCCAUGAAGGCCCUGGCGGCGUCUAUGUUCUACGAGUAUCCGUCCUCCUUCGAGGAGGAUUACUGCGCGGAGCCUGAGGCGCACCCAUCAGCGCCACCGUUUGAAGUCGAGAGCUCCGCCGUACCAAGUGCUCCGCCGCUUGAACUCGAUUUCGAGUCGGGUGACGUCGGGGGUCUGCUACCGUCCGCUCCGCCUCUGGACGAUGAAGUCACUGCCCGAGGGAGUUCUCUCACCGCAGCACCGCGAGAGCCCGCCGAUCGCGGUGCGGAGUCGUCCUCAUCCGCAUCCGCUAUGCGUCGUGCGCCGUCGCCGCCGUGGAGUGCCAGUCCGCCGCGUUACCUCCCUUAG
Molecule: messenger RNA, 1851 nt
Organism: Sparassis crispa
Lineage: Eukaryota; Fungi; Basidiomycota; Agaricomycetes; Polyporales; Sparassidaceae
Exons: 3
Coding region: 1-1851 (616 amino acids)
Source: RefSeq, a predicted model, not a curated record